AUGGCGAGCGAGACAGACUUUGACGUUUUCUGCGGUCCUUUGUUCAAGGCCCGCCAAGAACUAGAGGCUUUUAUCGAAUAUCUCUGCGGCUCCUUGCCCGAUGACAAGCUUAAGCUUCACGUCCGCUUUCUCUAUCUCUCCUCGUACAAAUACGAUAUUCCGUAUCUGCAAGACGUGUGCAGGACCCACCUCAUAUCCAACCUGAAUUCCUCGAAUGCCCUCGACGUUCUCGAACUCUCCGGCGUCUUUUCGGACGGCUCUCUCCGCAGAACGUCGAUGGAUUUCGCCGUCGGCCAUGCGAGGGAGAUUGCGUUUUCCGCCGAGUUCAAGGAGUUUGUCGAGAGGAGCCCUGGCCUUGCCGUGGAUAUCAUGCAGGCUUCUUUUAAGUGA
Messenger RNA from Tarenaya hassleriana, 390 nucleotides. RefSeq names its product putative BTB/POZ domain-containing protein At2g40450. The transcript has a single exon. Bases 1 to 390 code for a protein of 129 amino acids. The record is from RefSeq and is a predicted model, not a curated record. Lineage: Eukaryota; Viridiplantae; Streptophyta; Magnoliopsida; Brassicales; Cleomaceae.